This is a messenger RNA of Labrus mixtus (cuckoo wrasse), 958 nucleotides long. Its product is annotated as IGFBP domain-containing protein. Gene Ontology annotation, molecular function: insulin-like growth factor binding. Gene Ontology annotation, cellular component: extracellular region. Bases 97 to 768 code for a protein of 223 amino acids. Gene Ontology annotation, biological process: regulation of signal transduction; regulation of cell growth. NCBI's taxonomy places the organism in Eukaryota, Metazoa, Chordata, Actinopteri, Labriformes, Labridae. The record is from RefSeq and is a predicted model, not a curated record. The transcript has 4 exons.
AUCAUAAACUAUGAAGCCAUGCUAGUGUGUGGGGCUGACGUAUAUAAAAGGUGACCACGGUGUUCUCACCUCUAGACAACAUUAGGAGGAUCAAAGAUGUGGAUGCUCCUCUUUUCAAGUGCCUUGUUGGGGGCGUUGGGGGCACAGGAGACGGCUUCCAGAGAAACUCAGCAGCUUCAGGCUCUCCACUGCCCGCCAUGCGAGCGCAUACACUGCUCGUCCCGGCGGGCGCUGAAGCUCCAGUGUAAAGGUGGUGUGACGACAGGCGUGUGCGGCUGCUGCCCCGUGUGUGCCAGAGCAGAGGGGGAGGCCUGCGGAGGAACGUGGGACUACCUGGGCAAGUGUGACGAGGGGCUGGUGUGUUUUUACCAGGACUCAGCGGCUGACAAAGCAGACACGGAGCGCAAAGGGAUCUGCAAAGCAGUGAUUGAAUCCUUGAAUCCUGAGGUUUGUCACCCAGAGUGCACAAAGGAAUACUGCCAAGCCAACCCCUCUGAAAUAUGCUCUGCCAGGUUUGUGUCUCUGGAGAAUAAAGACUGCCAGGGCUCCUGCCAACACACCUCGUGUUCGAGCUGUCUGCUGCUGAAAGCCCCGCCAUGCCCCCAGACCUGCAGCCCCUCCGAUUCCUCCUGCCUACGUCACUUUGGAAGGUGUGUGCACCAACACCUGACGGCAAAUCAUAGUCCUGUAUGCCACAGCAACCUGCAGAGUCAUUCUGCGGGACAUUUUUGGUGUUUUGUUCCUGCCUGUUCAAACUCUCAGCAGUAACUCUCCGCGCAUAAGGAGGACACUCAGAGGAAACUCGCUCAUGUAGCACGAUGUAAAAAUGGCAGCUAUCUGUAAACUUUGUCUUCUUGAUCCAACGAUCACAUUAUGAACGCAGUGUACAUCUGAAUAAAAACCUGUAAAAUGUUAUGUAUCUUUAACAAAGAGAAAUAAAAGUUAAGGUCAUUCUGAA